Amaranthus tricolor (Joseph's coat) is the source of this 818-nucleotide messenger RNA. RefSeq lists its product as uncharacterized. The record is from RefSeq and is a predicted model, not a curated record. The coding region runs from base 213 to 791 and encodes 192 amino acids. Lineage: Eukaryota; Viridiplantae; Streptophyta; Magnoliopsida; Caryophyllales; Amaranthaceae. The transcript has 2 exons.
GUAUGAGCUCAUGCCCCCUCCAGCUGACCCUCUCGGGUCCUACCUUCGGGCUAAACCUAACACACUGGGGUACUAAACCAGUGAAGAGGCCACCAUAUUGGGGUUUGCAAGGCCCGCAUGGUAACACCUCGGUCAAGGGGCGUUAUCGGCCUCCAAACAACCUAAACCAACAUACUCCACAAUAAAAUAAACCUCUAACCACAAAAUAAAAAAUGACCUUAACCACUAAUUACCCCCAAGUUAAUUGGGUUCCCACAUUUAAGGGAGAAAAAUAUGAACAAUGGGCUAUGCAAAUGAGGUCAAUAUUUAUCUCCCAAGAUUUAUGGGAAUUAGUACAAGAAGGUUACGAGCAACCACCCAAAGAUGACACUAAAGAGUCAUCUUGGGAUGAAACAAAAAUAAAACAAUAUAAACAAAAUAGGAUAAGGGAUAACUAUGCCCUAUCUCUAUUAUAUCGUGGAGUCGACGAGGCAAUACUUACAACGAUCAUGUCUGCAAAAAUAGCUACGGAGGCUUGGAGGAUCCUGGAGACAAAAUACAAAGGUUCCGAAGAGGGUGUUACAUGUACGUCGAGCAACCGCAGGGAUACGUCAUCAAAGGCCAAGAAGACAAAGUAUACCGCCUUCGAAAAGCUCUGUACGGACUCAAACAAGCACCCCGAGCGUGGAACAGCAACAUCGACAAUUAUCUUCUCCAGCAUGGUUUCAUCAAGAGUCCGAGUGAACCUUCACUAUACAUCAAGACACAAGGUAACAACUUUCUCAUUUUAUGCUUGUACGUGGAUGAUCUAAUCUAUACAGGCACACACCCAACGAUGA